Molecule: messenger RNA, 1563 nt
Organism: Brenthis ino (lesser marbled fritillary)
Lineage: Eukaryota; Metazoa; Arthropoda; Insecta; Lepidoptera; Nymphalidae
Source: the annotation of a GenBank genome assembly
AUGGUGACCAAAACCGAUGUGGAGGCUGCUUCCCAUAAGGAAGAGAUACCACACGAUCAUCUUUUCAAAGUCACUGGAUUAUCUUCGACGAAUUUGGAAAAAUUAGCUCAAGAACCUGGAUCAGACUUCGAAACAGCCAUAGCUGCAACAGGAUAUGGAUGGUUCAAUAUUACUCUCAUGCUGUGCACUUUCCCCGCUUUUUGGAGUGCUGUCUCCGUUACCAGCGCCCCAUCGUUCAUCUACACAAGAGCUCAGUGCGAUAUGCAACUGCGGCUGCUAGACAUGGGGACGGUCACCGCCAUGACUUAUAUUGGUAUGAUAUCGUCGGCAGUGGUUUGGGGCUUCCUGUCAGACACAUUGGGCAGAAAACAGUUACUGGUUUGGGGGUUUUUCGGCUCCGGCGUGAUGGAGAUCGCAGCAGCAAUGAGUCAGAACUUCACCAUGCUUCUCAUCACCAGAUUCUCCAGUGGAUUUUUAUUUAAUGGACCAUUCGCAGUCCUCAUCACCUAUAUAGCAGAGCUCCAUCGAACAGAUCUCCGAGCUCGCGUCAUCCUCCUCAGUAGCCUGUUUUACACAAUAGCCAAUACCACCCUGCCUCUAUUGGCGUGGGCUAUCUUACCGAUGGAUUGGGACUUCUCUUUAUUUAAUAAUACUUUUGUAUUACACUCUUGGAAUCUAUUCCUCCUGGCUACAGCGAUGGUCCCACUUCUAACUGGGUUAGCGUUCCUUUGUUUGCCUGAGAGUCCGAAGUUCCUUAUGUCCAGAGGACGCAACGAUGAAGCCCUCGAGGUGUUCCGCAGAAUAUACACAAUGAACAGUGGCAGGCAGCCGGAGACAUAUCCGAUAAUAAAACUAAUGGAGGAAAAGAGUCAACAGCGCAGUAGAGGUAUCGAAGCUCUAAAGGGCGGCGGAGCGCAGUUCGCGCCUCUCUUCAAAACCCCACAUAUAGGGUGGCUGGUACUACUGUGCGGGGCGCAUUGUGGCUGUAUGUUUGGUGCCAACACCAUCCGCCUCUGGUACCCACAGCUGGCCGCGCUGAUAGAAUCCGAUGGCGCCAGCCUCUGCUCAGCGAUAGCUCCUCACGUGCUGCCCCAAACAGAAGAGUGUGUCCCCAUCGAAACGGACAUGCUCACAUAUCUGCAGAACGCGGUGGUUGGUGCCGGCUCAGUUCUCACUUAUAGUAUUGGCGGUGCUCUGAUUAAUAGAUGUGGCAAGAAGUUAGUGGCCGGUGUCUGCGGGGUCCUGAGUGCCCUGUUCAUCAUCCUGCUGCCGUUCGUGGGUACCAGCGCGACGCCCGUGGUCGCGCUCGUCACCACCGCCCUCGCGCUGACCGCCCUGUGUGGCAGCUCUCUGUCUAGCAUCGCUGUUGAUCUCUUCCCUACUUCCCUUAGAGUAAUGGCAAUGGCGAUAUUUUUAAUGACUGGUCGAGUGGGGACGAUACUGGGCACUGUCAUCUUCCCGGCACUCAUCGACUAUGGCUGCUUGCCGCCAUUUAUGGUCAUUGGAGGAGUCCUAACAGAUUUGGUCAAUCGCCUCUACCGAGCGGUGUCAGAGCUACAACAC